CUCAGACAGACGAACGAUCAUUUUUUAACAGGCAACAUUUAGAAAGUACACCGGUACAGGAAGAAACAUGGCGACAGAUACAUCAAACGAAGAGCCAUCUCAAUCAGGCAUUCCUCAGACUGAAUUUGUGGAAGAUGUGGAGGCGUUCAUGAAGCGAGCUGACAACAAUGAGUCUGCAGAGGUGGUGCUCAAACGACUUGAUGAGAUGCACAGUAAAUACAAGUUCAUGGAGUAUAACCUCAACACAAAGAAAACUAGGUUAAAGUCCCAGAUUCCUGAUAUAACAACCACUCUUAGCAUCGUCAAACACUUGCAAUUAAAGAAGGAAUCCCCAAAGGCACUGGAAGCCAGCUUUCUUCUAUCAGAUCAGGUGUAUGCUAAAGCAAAAAUACCUCCCACGGAUAAAGUUUGUUUGUGGUUGGGAGCAAAUGUUAUGUUAGAAUAUAACCUUGAUGAUGCCGAAGCUUUGUUAGAGAAGAAUUUAAAUGCUGCUAAGAAAUCUUUGUCACAAGUAGAGGAGGACCUGGGUUUUCUUAGAGAUCAAACUACGACAUUAGAAGUCAAUAUGGCUCGCGUGUACAACUGGGAUGUGAAGCGGAGACAAGGAACCAAGACGUCCCCAGCUGUCAAGUCGUAGCUGUGAUGCUCCCUCAUCAGCAGAUAUUCAUGUGGAAUAUUACUAAUCCAUUUUGUCAUCUGAUGUACAUGCCUGUAUAUUACAUUGCCAAUGUUUCAGUUUAUGAUGGCUGUGUUCAGUAAGGACUGAAAAGCUUAAUUGUACAGAUUUCUUUACUGGCUGCAGAUGAUGCUGAAGUGUGGUGGACUCUCUCAGUCUCUGUGAUCGGUUACCAUGGUUACAUGAGUAAUCGACGUCAUACAGUGAAGGGGCUAGUAAAUAAGUUGUGUAAUUAUCUCCCUUUGAACGUUUCCAUUUGUCUUAAGGAACCAAUGAUUGGACAGAGAUUGUCUCUGUGUUCACAUUUCAAGAUGUAAUUUCAAAUUCCACGUUCCACAUAUCUGUCCAUGCAGUCUACUUCCGGAUGUGUUGUUGUGUGUGCUAUCAAAAGAAUCUGAUUUAGAACAAUAACAUUAUGAAAUGAAUUAUGUUUUUGGCAUUCUUUGACUUCAUCUUUGUUCUCGGUGCAUUUCUUAGCUUUCCAAAUUCUUAUGUGUUAGGACUGAUUCUGUCAAAGCCAGACUGGUACAUGUAUACCCUUUACUUCUCACAGAAAAUAAAUGCAAGCUAAAACA
Messenger RNA from Haliotis rubra (blacklip abalone), 1251 nucleotides. Its product is annotated as prefoldin subunit 3-like. The coding region runs from base 68 to 637 and encodes 189 amino acids. Gene Ontology annotation, cellular component: prefoldin complex; cytoplasm. Gene Ontology annotation, biological process: microtubule-based process; protein folding; tubulin complex assembly. NCBI's taxonomy places the organism in Eukaryota, Metazoa, Mollusca, Gastropoda, Lepetellida, Haliotidae. The record is from RefSeq and is a predicted model, not a curated record. Gene Ontology annotation, molecular function: tubulin binding. The transcript is spliced from 6 exons.